CCCAAAUUAUCAUUUGAUUUGUUUCAACUGGACAAUUUCGAAUGACGCCACGGUAGGCGUCAGCUGAAGCGGCUCAGUCAAUUUUUUUCUCUAAGUCCAUUGAACGAACCACCACACACCACUCUCCAUUCGCGCUCGCUCCGCCGAUAACUUGCUUCUCUCUGGCGAACUUCUCCGAUCUCUUCUCCGGCCACUCCAAGUUAUAUAGGGAACUGGCAUCCAGCCAUAAAUAUAUCCCAUCUGCUUCUGUGACCAGUCCAAGGGCGGCUCAAGCACAGUUGUAGACGAUGAUCAUUACUAAGCAGUAUCGCUGCAUACACUCAGCAAGUUGUAAGUGUACAAAAGGGCAUCUUAGCGAAGAAAUUAUAUUUCUGGUUUUUCAGCAGUUGAAUUGGAAUCCUAAGUCAAUUGCAACUUUAUCUUGUGUAUGCAAAUGGUUUGAUGACCUUGCCAAGAGAGUGCUCUGGAAGGAGUUUUGUAAGACUAGAGCUCCCAAAAUGAUGCUUGAUUUACAGUCUAGUGGGAGUCAUAGUGUUGAUGGGAACUGGAGGGCUCUUGGAAAGCUUCUUAUUUACUGCUCUGGAUGUAAUAAAGGUGGCUUAUUCAAUAGCAUCCACAUUCCAGGACACUUUGUUUAUAGAACUAGGUUCUCUAGGACCUCUGGAAAGAGCUUUCUGUUACCACAAUGCAGGACAGAUGUUUUGUAUGUUUCUGAUCCUUGCGAGCAUCUUGACCAAGGAGAUGAGGGGGAUAUUGGAUUUUUUCGAGGAAUAUUUAAAUCCUUUGCUUCCUCAAAAGUUCGUAAAAUGUUGAUUAAGAGGGAGGCUCAGCUCCAUCCAACAGAAGUGUGCCCUUACUGUAAGGCGAAACUGUGGAGCAUGCUGCAAGCAAAAAUGAUGCCAGCUAGUGCCAGCUGUAGAUUGGGUGCUUAUGAAGAUGCAAUUGAGUAUUAUGUGUGCCUUAACGGGCAUGUGCUUGGGAUAUGUACCCUCUUGCCCUUGUCUGAUUCUGAGGAAGCUUCAGAUCACAGUGAUGCAUGAAUGCAGGUGUUAGAGACGGGUUUCCAUCGAUUUGGGAACUUGGUGGGUGCUGUUCACUGAGAGAUCAAGUCGUAGAGCCAUUCAGUGGAAGGUCUCUUUCAGUGGACAUUCUCCGCAAGUUUGCCACUUCCCAAAAUUCUCUGACAAGCGCAGUCCAAUAGAAACCUAUUCCUGUCCAUUGUGUCUCAGUUGUAACAAAGCACCAUCAGAAUUUCUUUGUAUAUUUUAUGAUCUCAAAUGUGCAUCUUAUUUGAGUGACACGUUGGAAUCUGUAACAUUUCAUUGAUGUUUGUUGUGAAGCAGUUAAGUUACACCAUGUAAAUUUUGAAAAAUUAAAUGCUAUUCUGGUGCUGCCGAGUCUUGCCAUUCUUUCAGCUUAAGAACAAUCCCUCUCCCUCCUCUCUCCCCGGUCCCCGGCCUAUGUACCUGUUUUUCUAGCGAAGGUAGAAUCUAUGCCAUCCCCUUCUUGGGGGAAAGAAUUAAGUGUAAGAAAUGUUGCAACUG
Messenger RNA from Nicotiana attenuata, 1544 nucleotides. Its product is annotated as EID1-like F-box protein 2. The transcript has 4 exons. Lineage: Eukaryota; Viridiplantae; Streptophyta; Magnoliopsida; Solanales; Solanaceae. Bases 288 to 1040 code for a protein of 250 amino acids. The record is from RefSeq and is a predicted model, not a curated record. Gene Ontology annotation, molecular function: protein binding.